Oryctolagus cuniculus (rabbit) is the source of this 5460-nucleotide messenger RNA. It is a transcript of the gene ATP1A2, whose product is annotated as ATPase Na+/K+ transporting subunit alpha 2. The record is from RefSeq and is a predicted model, not a curated record. Gene Ontology annotation, biological process: proton transmembrane transport; intracellular sodium ion homeostasis; sodium ion export across plasma membrane. Lineage: Eukaryota; Metazoa; Chordata; Mammalia; Lagomorpha; Leporidae. Gene Ontology annotation, molecular function: ATP binding; ATP hydrolysis activity; P-type sodium:potassium-exchanging transporter activity. Gene Ontology annotation, cellular component: plasma membrane; sodium:potassium-exchanging ATPase complex; cell projection.
GGGGCGAGGGGGAGAGGGACCUAUUUAAAGCUACCCAGUGGCUUGGGCUGUCUCUGUCUGCCUGCCAGGGUCUCUGGCUGCCCCAGACGGGCCGGUGUGGGCUUGGGACCCUCUGCAGCCUAGGUCCCCUCAGCCACUCUGCCCCAAGAUGGGUCGCGGGGCCGGCCGCGAGUACUCACCUGCCGCCACCACCGCGGAGAAUGGGGGUGGCAAGAAGAAGCAGAAAGAGAAGGAACUGGAUGAGCUGAAGAAGGAAGUGGCCAUGGAUGACCACAAGCUGUCUUUGGAUGAGCUGGGCCGAAAAUACCAAGUGGACUUGUCCAAGGGCCUCACCAACCAGCGGGCUCAGGACAUACUGGCUCGGGACGGACCCAACGCCCUCACUCCACCCCCGACAACUCCUGAGUGGGUCAAGUUCUGUCGCCAGCUUUUCGGGGGCUUCUCCAUCCUGCUGUGGAUUGGGGCCAUCCUCUGCUUCCUGGCCUUUGGCAUCCAGGCCGCCAUGGAGGAUGAACCAUCCAAUGACAAUCUCUAUCUAGGUGUGGUGCUGGCCGCUGUGGUCAUCGUCACCGGCUGCUUCUCUUACUACCAGGAAGCCAAGAGCUCCAAGAUCAUGGAUUCCUUCAAGAACAUGGUGCCUCAGCAAGCCCUUGUGGUCCGGGAGGGAGAGAAGAUGCAGAUCAAUGCAGAGGAGGUGGUGGUAGGAGACCUGGUGGAGGUGAAGGGUGGAGACCGCGUGCCCGCCGACCUCCGCAUCAUCUCUUCUCACGGCUGCAAGGUGGACAACUCAUCCCUAACGGGCGAGUCGGAGCCCCAGACCCGCUCCCCCGAGUUCACACACGAGAACCCCCUGGAGACCCGCAACAUCUGUUUCUUCUCCACCAACUGUGUGGAAGGCACUGCCAGGGGCAUUGUGAUUGCCACUGGGGACCGGACAGUGAUGGGCCGCAUAGCCACUCUCGCCUCGGGCCUCGAGGUCGGACGGACGCCCAUAGCCAUGGAGAUUGAACAUUUCAUCCAGCUGAUCACGGGAGUGGCCGUGUUCCUGGGGGUCUCCUUCUUCGUGCUUUCUCUCAUCCUGGGCUACAGCUGGCUGGAAGCAGUCAUCUUCCUCAUCGGCAUCAUUGUGGCCAACGUGCCAGAGGGGCUCCUGGCCACCGUCACCGUGUGCCUGACCCUGACAGCCAAGCGCAUGGCGCGGAAGAACUGCCUGGUAAAGAACCUGGAGGCUGUGGAGACACUGGGCUCCACCUCUACCAUCUGCUCGGACAAGACGGGCACCCUCACCCAGAACCGCAUGACCGUCGCCCACAUGUGGUUUGACAACCAGAUCCAUGAGGCUGACACCACCGAAGACCAGUCUGGGGCCACUUUUGACAAGCGAUCCCCAACCUGGACGGCCCUGUCUCGGAUUGCUGGGCUUUGCAACCGUGCUGUCUUCAAGGCUGGGCAGGAGAACAUCUCUGUGUCUAAGCGGGACACGGCAGGCGACGCUUCCGAGUCAGCACUGCUCAAGUGCAUUGAGCUCUCCUGUGGCUCAGUGAGGAAGAUGAGGGACAGAAACCCCAAGGUGGCAGAGAUUCCGUUCAACUCCACCAAUAAGUAUCAGUUGUCCAUCCACGAGCGAGAAGACAGCCCCCAGAGCCACGUGCUGGUGAUGAAGGGAGCCCCAGAGCGUAUCCUGGACCGGUGCUCCACCAUCCUGGUGCAGGGCAAGGAGAUCCCUCUUGACAAGGAGAUGCAAGAUGCCUUUCAAAACGCCUACAUGGAGCUGGGAGGCCUUGGCGAGCGUGUGCUGGGCUUCUGUCACCUGAACCUGCCCUCUGGGAAGUUUCCUCGGGGCUUCAAAUUUGACACGGAUGAACUGAACUUUCCCACGGAGAAGCUCUGCUUUGUGGGACUCAUGUCCAUGAUCGACCCGCCCCGGGCUGCUGUGCCAGAUGCUGUGGGCAAGUGCCGGAGCGCAGGCAUCAAGGUGAUCAUGGUGACUGGGGAUCACCCGAUCACGGCCAAGGCCAUUGCCAAAGGCGUGGGCAUCAUCUCAGAGGGCAACGAGACAGUGGAGGACAUUGCAGCCCGGCUCAACAUUCCAGUGAGUCAAGUCAACCCCAGAGAAGCCAAGGCAUGUGUGGUGCACGGCUCUGACCUCAAGGACAUGACAUCGGAGCAGCUGGACGAGAUCUUGAGGAACCACACAGAGAUCGUCUUCGCCCGCACAUCUCCCCAGCAGAAGCUCAUCAUCGUGGAGGGCUGUCAGAGACAGGGAGCCAUCGUGGCGGUGACGGGUGAUGGGGUGAAUGACUCCCCCGCGCUGAAGAAGGCGGACAUCGGCAUCGCCAUGGGCAUCUCUGGCUCUGACGUCUCGAAGCAGGCAGCGGACAUGAUCUUGCUAGAUGACAACUUCGCCUCCAUUGUCACCGGCGUGGAGGAGGGUCGCCUGAUCUUUGACAACCUGAAGAAAUCCAUCGCCUACACCCUGACCAGCAACAUCCCCGAGAUCACGCCCUUCCUGCUGUUCAUCAUCGCCAACAUCCCCCUGCCCCUGGGCACCGUGACCAUCCUCUGCAUCGACCUGGGCACCGACAUGGUCCCUGCCAUCUCCUUGGCCUACGAGGCGGCUGAGAGUGACAUCAUGAAGCGGCAGCCACGAAACCCCCAGACUGACAAGCUGGUGAAUGAGCGCCUCAUCAGCAUGGCCUACGGACAGAUCGGGAUGAUCCAGGCGCUGGGUGGCUUCUUCACCUACUUCGUGAUCCUGGCAGAGAAUGGCUUCCUGCCAUCACGGCUGCUGGGAAUCCGCCUCGACUGGGAUGACCGGACCAUGAAUGACCUGGAGGACAGCUACGGACAGGAGUGGACCUAUGAGCAGCGGAAAGUGGUAGAAUUCACCUGUCACACGGCCUUCUUCGCCAGCAUCGUGGUUGUACAGUGGGCCGACCUCAUCAUCUGCAAGACCCGGCGCAACUCGGUCUUCCAGCAGGGCAUGAAGAACAAGAUCCUGAUUUUUGGGCUCCUGGAGGAGACGGCAUUGGCUGCCUUUCUGUCUUACUGCCCGGGCAUGGGUGUGGCCCUCCGCAUGUACCCCCUCAAGGUCACGUGGUGGUUCUGUGCCUUCCCCUACAGCCUCCUCAUCUUCAUCUAUGAUGAGGUCCGAAAGCUCAUCCUGCGCCGAUAUCCUGGUGGCUGGGUGGAGAAGGAGACGUACUACUGAGCCCACUGGAAGAAGAACCAGGCACGGAAAGAUGGGGUGCUCUGGAGGUGUUGCAGGGAUGGGGAUGGGGAGGAAUGGAAAAAAGUGGGGUGGGGUUUGGGAAGAGAGAACAAGGCCACUCUGCAGGCGUUUGGGGGUGAGGAGUAUGCCUGUGGUGACCGCCCGUAGACCUGACUGUGAGCAUCCCUCCCCACAUCCUCUUCCAGCCUGCUCCACCAUGUUGUCUGUUUGUCCUGAGGAAUGAAGGGUUACCCAGCCCCACCCUUGCCCUAGCCCUAUACUCCCACCUCCUCCUUGAACAGAUCAACAUCCAAGGGCAGGGACCUGUCUUAUCUGGGAGGAGGCGGCCCUCUCAGGUCACCAUGUGCCCCUUUAUCUCUCUGCCCUCCCUCUGCUUCUCACUUUGACGGCUCCCUAGCCUCUCCCUGAUUCUGUCCCCCUCAGUGUCCCCACUCCCUGGAACUUGAGAUCACAAAAGGCUCUCCCCGUGAGGCUAGAAGGGGCAGCUGGUUGGAGAGCCAGGCCUGUCUCCUGGUCAAGCUUGAGAGAGGGACUGGAGAAGAGAGCUGGGCAGAAGUUGGGAGGUUGGGGCAUGGAAAUAGCAAAGAAAGAGACACAGGAGAGGAUAUGGGGUGCUUUUGAAAAGACAUGAGAUGUGUCUUGACUCUCCGGAUAGGCAUGGCUCCAGCUCCAUGUCCUGCCCUUUUAGAAUCCCCCACAAGCAGACCAAAUUCAGAUCUCAGCAGAGUAGCAGCAAGGCAGGAGCAGAAGGCAAUUCAGGGAGCUCCACAGAGAGGCCACAGAGCUCCCCCGAGGUCCUCUUGGGCCACAAGAACCCCAGCUCUCUCAAUCGCAUGUGCUCGGUAACACCCCAUUGUAGCAGGUUCUGUGCUGUGCAGAGAGGGACAGCUGCCAGCUCCUCCCCGGCCCCUCCCACUCCCAGCCGCCUUGUGCCCGUCCUGCCUAGCCUGCGUCAUUCCAGGACGCUGCCAAGCCAGCCCUGGAAAAGGCGUUCCCUGGCCAUUGGCUAGAAUCGGGGUGGAGAAGUUCCCAGAGCCAGCCUGUCUUCCCAGGGACCCAUGGACUCAGCUUAGGUCAUGAGCACGGUCAGAGCCUCUGGACAACAAGAGGCACAGUACCAGGAGCACCUGCCUUUGACCUCUCAGCAAGUGUCCUUCACGGGGAUGGUCACUGCUCCUGCUUCCCCUGAGAUGGGAGUUGGUCUCAGGUGUCUGCGGGGAUACUUCCCUUUCCUUUACCCUCUCCACACCCGACAGUUUUGCUUUGCAGGCAGUUCUGUCUGUUCUCUGAGCCUGGCUUAGAGGACUCUGGGAAUGUCCUGUACAGAGACCCCCUAGGUGAACCAAGCAAGUGAGGGAGACAGCUAAGGACAGUGCAAGACCUGGGCAGAGAGGAAGAGAGCACAGAGGACAAACAGCAGGUCGGACCUACAAACAGCCUCCCAGCCCCUGUUAAUUCAUUGCACUGGAAUUUUUGCUUUAUCAGAGUAACUUGAAGUGAGUGCAUCAUUGCUUUCGGCUCUGAAUAGGCUCUAAAUAGGAAACCAUAUGAGUUUGGGCCCAAUUAAUUUGAGUUCAUUGACUGUGGACAAAAUUUUAUAUUUGUACAUACAAUAAAAUGGCAUUUGUCUGAUAAAUUAAGAGCAUACGCACUAUUGCUAGGGGUGGCAUAUUUAGUCUGCCUAAGACAGUACUUUUUAGGCACUUUAGCAAUACUCAUUUAGAUGUAGCAAAUGCAUGGGCUAAUUAUCCUCAAUCCCUGUGUAUCUGUUAAGAGACAUCCAUCUACAGCAUCUUCACUGCUGAUCUUUGUAAGACGUUAGUUUGAGACACUACGUAUGUACUUGAAAAUAAUAAAGUUACAUUUCUUUGUGGGCAAAAAAGGUCUUCCAUAAUUCAAAUUUCUAUACUUCACACAGGCCUCCCUCCCAAAUUGUGGUGUUGAAAUGUGUGCUGUGGCAGGCUGUGGCUUGUAGCAGAAGCACUGAGAGAGGGUGAAUGACAGGGCUGGAAGGGACACGAUGUGGGAACAGAGGAUGGUGCAGAGGCCAGAGGGAAUGAAGUGAGCUUGCAGUGAGCUUGCAAAAUAACCUGGAAGCAAACACACUUCGGAAGGCUGUGGGAAAAUGGGAUGCAAAAAUGCUUAUUAUUCUGGUGCCAAAGAAGUUUUAAAUCCAUGCAUAGUUUCUGCACAACACAUAUUUUAAUAAACUUUUUGAAGACGCCUCA